This is a messenger RNA of Eupeodes corollae, 1232 nucleotides long. Its product is annotated as transmembrane protein 192. The coding region runs from base 242 to 1003 and encodes 253 amino acids. Gene Ontology annotation, cellular component: late endosome; lysosomal membrane. NCBI's taxonomy places the organism in Eukaryota, Metazoa, Arthropoda, Insecta, Diptera, Syrphidae. The transcript has 6 exons. The record is from RefSeq and is a predicted model, not a curated record.
AUAAAAACAAAAGAAUUUUAACUUCUUGAUUAUUGUUUUGUUCACCUCAUCCAUCAUCUAUUUCAUAUUAAUUUCAAUGCAAUUGCAAAUCUUCUAGCUAAAAGUGUUUUCUUUUUUACUUAUCUAAUGACUAAUUAUUAUUAAUAUAAAUAUAGAAAAUUUAACAAAUUAUAAAAUUUAAAAUCGAGAAAAGCUGCAAAUUAAUAGGUCUGGUCUGGUGCAAACAACUUAUUAAAUACAAAUGGAUGAAGCCAAUAGAAACUCUGGUGAUGCUGGUCCCCAGACCAGUGAUCGUAGUCAGUUAAUAGAUCCGAUAUUGACCUCCACUGCCAAUGACCAAUUUAAGGCUUUGAAAACUGUACCGGCUUUUAGCAUUCACUUACUUAUAUCAACAGCAAUAUCCUUUACUGGUGUUCUAUUGGCGAUGGCUUCGCCACCCGAAAAAAGAUGCAAUGCCUAUUUUACUAUGCUCUAUUUGCGUGCUGCGUUCUGGGUUAUAACCUAUCUAUUCGACCACUACGUCAAGCAUCAACAUGAACAACUACGUCUAAAUGGUUACCACGAUUUUCAUCGUUCUACUGCAAUGCACAAAGGAGUGCCUCUCCAUGUUGUUUCUCUUUGGAAUACUGCAAUUCUAGCGGUGCAGGCUAUGAUGCAACACUACUAUGGUGAACAUUUUGGCGAACAUUGUCUUGAAGGAUUCCUCUCACCUAUUACCUACAUAACUGCAUUUAAUGUUGUGGAAACAAUUGUUCUCGGUUGCAUAAAUGGAAAUUAUAUUGUUCGAGUGAGAAAAUUCAACAAGAGUGGUCAGCCACCUGAUGCUCUUACUGGCACCAGCUGUAAUGAAGGAUCUUUGGGACUUCUUCAAUCAAGGAGUAAUACUGCUGAGUUAUUAGAAAAACAAGCUGAUCUUAUAAACUUUCUUAAGGAUCACAAUUUAAAGCUUAAUCAGAAGCUUAUGCAAUUGAAUGCUCAAGUUCGAACUGUUCAUAUAAAUUAAAGCAGAACAAGUGAUAAUUGACAAUAAUAAUAAUAAUUGUUCUGCUACUUAUUAACUCCCACUUUUGUCAUAAAGUUUUAUAGUGUCAUACAAACAUUGCUCUGUGGGUUGGAUUAUUGUUUAAAAAAAAAAGAAAAACAAAUGUGUACUACUCGUAUUUAAGUUUUAUUUAACGUACAUAUACAAUUUACAAUCUGCUGAAUAAAUCAUUAAUAUUUUUACUAAAGAA